Pyricularia grisea is the source of this 1920-nucleotide messenger RNA. RefSeq lists its product as uncharacterized. Lineage: Eukaryota; Fungi; Ascomycota; Sordariomycetes; Magnaporthales; Pyriculariaceae. The record is from RefSeq and is a predicted model, not a curated record. Bases 1 to 1920 code for a protein of 639 amino acids. Gene Ontology annotation, molecular function: transmembrane transporter activity. Gene Ontology annotation, biological process: transmembrane transport. The transcript has a single exon.
AUGGCGGCCAAGGAAGAUGCGCCAGCGCAGAGUGAUGGGCAAGUCUGGACCAGGAGCACCGAGUCGCCUGAGGCAUCAUCCAGUGAGACGGCCUCCGUAUCAGACACGGUCAAGGCAAUGGACCCUUCACAUGCACCGGGUUCAUCCAUCAAAAGAACAACCAGUUCGACCUCACAGCAUCCUAUCCCUGCCGCAGAGCCACCAACAACCGUCAUCGGUGAUGCCGUCGUGACUGAUGUAACGGACGAAGAGGCGGCGGCUGCGACGACCUCCAGAAAUGAUGAGAAAUCCACGCUCCCAGAGGCCGGACGCACCAAGCUGGAGACCACAGUCAUUGUCGCCUCGCUGGGCACCGCCCUGUUCUUGGCGGCGCUGGACAUUUCCAUCGUGACCGUCGCGGUUCCCUCCAUCGCCUCCGACUUUCGCUCCACCGUUGGCUACACAUGGAUCGGGUCCGCCUACCUCCUAGCAAACGCCGCCAUGGCCCCGAUAUGGGGUAAGAUCUCGGACAUCUGGGGCCGCAAGCAGAUCCUCCUGCUGGCCGCCUGCGUCUUCUGGGCCGGCAGCCUGCUGUGCGCCCUCAGCGUCAGCAUGCCGAUGCUCAUUGCCAGCCGCGCAGUCCAGGGCAUGGGCGGCGGCGGCAUCAUCAUCAUGGUCAACGUCUGCAUCAGCGACCUGUUUAGCAUCCGCAAGCGCGGCGUCUACUUUGGCAUCAUGGGUCUCGUUUGGGCCGUGGCCGGUGCCGUAGGUCCCGUAGUGGGAGGUCUCUUCACGACAAAGGUCUCUUGGCGCUGGUGUUUCUACAUCAACCUCCCCAUCGCAGGGAUCGGUAUCGUCAUCUUGUUCUUCUUCCUAAAGCUGCACAACCCGCGGACCCCAAUGCGACAGGGUCUCGCCGCCGUCGACUGGCUAGGCUCCCUGACCAUCAUCGCCGGCACGGUUAUGGUGCUCAUGGGCCUCACCCUCGGUGGCGUCACCGCGCCUUGGAGCUCGCCCACCGUCUUGUGUUUGCUGAUCAUUGGUGCCGCGGUCGUGGCCGGGUUUAUCCUCGUCGAGCUUUACGUAGCGUCCUAUCCCGUCGUGCCGAUGCACCUCUUCAAGGUCCGUUCCAACGUCGCCUCCCUGUCCGUCGCAUUCGCGCACGGCUUCACCACCAUGUCUGGCUUCUACUACCUCCCGCUGUACUUCCAAGCCGUGCUGAGAGCCGAUGCGCUCAUGUCGGGCGUCUACAUCCUGCCGUACGCGACCGUCCUGUCUCUCGUGUCCGUUGCCGCCGGCUGGUACAUCAAAAAGACGGGCAAGUACCUACCGCCAAUCAUAUUUGGCUUCGUGUUCCUGACCCUGGGCCUGAGCCUCUUCACCGACCUGGGCGGUGCGUCCACGAACGGGCCCAACUGGGCCAAGCUGAUGAUCUACACCAUCAUCACGGGCAUCGGCAUCGGGCCCAACUUCCAGUCCCCGCUCAUCGCGCUGCAGACGACGGUGGCGCAGCGCGACAUGGCCAGCGCCACGGCCACGUACCAAUUCGUCCGCCAGAUGAGCACCUCCAUCUCGGUGGUGGUGGGCGGCGUCAUCUUCCAAAACACCAUGGACAGCCAGCACGCUCGUCUGCUCGAGCAACUCGGGCCCGAGAUCGCCGCGCUCCUCACGGGUGCGGACGCCGCCGCCAGCGUCGAGGCCGUGGCUGCCAUCCCGGGCGAAAAGGGCCUGAUCGCACGGGAGGCGUUCUGGAUCAGCCUCAGGACCAUGUACAUCAUGUACGCGGCGGCUGCGGGGGUCGGCCUGGUGCUGUGCUUUUUCAUCGGCACCAGGAAGCUGAGCACCGAGCACGAGGAACACAAGACUGGGCUGAAGACGCUUGCUAGGGUGAGGUCCAAGGUGACGGGCGAGAAGCAGCAGGAGGAUGAUGGAAGGGGGUGA